Antechinus flavipes (yellow-footed antechinus) is the source of this 2144-nucleotide messenger RNA. It is a transcript of the gene KCTD6, whose product is annotated as potassium channel tetramerization domain containing 6. The record is from RefSeq and is a predicted model, not a curated record. Bases 668 to 1381 code for a protein of 237 amino acids. Gene Ontology annotation, biological process: protein homooligomerization. Lineage: Eukaryota; Metazoa; Chordata; Mammalia; Dasyuromorphia; Dasyuridae. Gene Ontology annotation, molecular function: protein binding. The transcript has 2 exons.
CUUUCGUUUUUUAAUGAAUAGUUUUUAAAAGUAGACUCACUUCAGAAGCUGAGUUUGUAAUGUUCAGUUUUUGUUAUUUUCUAUGUGGAUUGGGAGGGAGGCUUUUAUUUUUCCCUUUCUAUAAGUGACCUUCCUGAUACAGGGUCAUCAUAGAUUCGAAUCAGGAGGAAGUAGCACAAUCAUUUCUUUGUAAAAAUUCUGAAAACUCUAUUUCACAGAAGGCAGACGGUUUUUUAUUGAUUAACACAAUGUUUGAACUCCCGGUUUCACUUGUUAAGGUUCUCCUUCUUCCCUAGCUGAAAUAAUUCUUUUUCUUUGUGAGCAUGUCGGCCGUGCAGGUAAAUCACUCAUGAUUUAGCUAAAGUGGAAGGCCCAGGACAGUCUGAGACUUAAUUAUUUGUUGUCCCCGGAGACUGUGGGCCUUGAGGUUAGCAGGGAGGACGCUGGAAGGUCUUUGAAAAUAUGAUACCGCACGGAGCUGUGUUUGGUGGCAGGUCGGGAGAGAAAUAGAAACCUGGAAUUGGGAUGUUUAGUCUCCUGUCAGAAGGGCUGGCUGAUGGGGUUUUGUACCUCCUUAACCUUCUGUUUUCUCCCCAGGCGGGGGCCUAGGUGAUAUUCCUGCCGAACUCUUCCUGAAACUUAGCGAAGAUCCCCAGCAUCAGAGCAGAUGGAUAAUGGGGACUGGGCCUAUAUGAUGACUGAUCCAGUCACAUUAAAUGUAGGGGGCCACUUGUACACGACCUCUCUCACCACUCUGACGAGGUAUCCUGACUCCAUGCUGGGAGCCAUGUUUGGGGGAGACUUUCCCACAGCCAGAGACUCUCAGGGCAACUACUUCAUCGAUCGGGAUGGGCCGCUUUUCCGAUAUGUCCUCAACUUCUUAAGGACUUCAGAACUGACUUUGCCUCUGGACUUUAAGGAGUUUGAUCUGCUUCGGAAAGAAGCCGAUUUCUACCAGAUCGAGCCCUUGAUUCAGUGUCUCAAUGACCCAAAGCCCCUGUAUCCCAUGGAUACUUUUGAAGAAGUCGUUGAGCUGUCCAGCACCCGGAAGCUCUCCAAGUAUUCCAACCCAGUGGCGGUGAUCAUCACGCAGCUGACCAUCACCACCAAGGUCCACCCUCUGCUCGAGGGCAUCUCCAACUACUUCACCAAGUGGAAUAAGCACAUGAUGGACACCAGAGACUGCCAGGUGUCCUUCACUUUUGGGCCCUGUGAUUACCACCAAGAAGUCUCUCUCCGAGUCCACCUCAUGGAGUACAUUACAAAGCAGGGCUUCACGAUCCGCAACACGCGGGUGCAUCACAUGAGCGAGCGGGCCAACGAAAACACAGUGGAGCACAACUGGACUUUCUGUCGCCUGGCCCGCAAGACAGAUGACUGACCCAUGACCCCAGUAGAAACUGGUGGGCGCUGGCUCGUGGACGAAAAGUAAAAAAAAAAAAAAUCACCUCUGAGGACUUGAAAAAAAAAUCUGUAUUUAUUUAAAGGAUGUGAGGACUGGAAAAGAAAUUUGUGCUUAUUAAAACUUCUAUCCCUUCUCCUCCCUCCCACUCCCCCUUUCCCUCCUACUCCUCCUUUCCCCCCCUCUCCCCCGCCCUGGUCCCAUUCACACCGAGUAUGCAUGUGCCUGUUCAAAUUCUCAAGAUACCUUUUUUAUAAAAAGAAUUCUAAAAAUCAUUAUGGUCUAUAAUCUACCUGUUAACAGAACUUUUUCUAUUACAGUGCUAAAAUUAUUACUGUUUAAAUGGUUCCUAAUGCAACUACAAGGCUAAAAACACUGGAAAUGGAAGAAUUAGCAGGGCACUUCUGACGCCUCUGAGAAAAGUCAAAACUUUCUGAGGGACCUAGUUUCCAGGCCAAUAAACAGUGUUGGGACGUGAAAGGAAGCCCUGCUCCGAUCGGUUUAAAGUCCUUGUUAAGUCCCGCUUUUCCGAGCUAGGACAACGGUUCUUUCUAUGCAUAUUAAAUCAAGCAACCAAAUAUCCGUAGCCAUGGAAAUGUUGGACUAGAAAUAUUUAUAUUGGAUUUUGAACACAAAAUAUCCCCAUGGUAGAAGUCUUACUUUUUAAUGCCUGGUGCAAUAUUAUUCCCAAGUGUACUGCCUGCCCAAAAGAAGCUAAUAAAAAAGUGAAAUAUGGAACUAG